Leguminivora glycinivorella is the source of this 938-nucleotide messenger RNA. RefSeq names its product ribosome-recycling factor, mitochondrial (gene mRRF1). The transcript has a single exon. Gene Ontology annotation, molecular function: ribosomal large subunit binding. The coding region runs from base 91 to 843 and encodes 250 amino acids. NCBI's taxonomy places the organism in Eukaryota, Metazoa, Arthropoda, Insecta, Lepidoptera, Tortricidae. Gene Ontology annotation, cellular component: mitochondrion. Gene Ontology annotation, biological process: translation. The record is from RefSeq and is a predicted model, not a curated record.
UGAGGUUAAAUAGUCAGUUCUAAUAUAAAUAAAUAAAAAUAAAAAUCUGAUUAAAGUAAAUAACUGACGGUGCUGAAAAUUGAGUAUAUAAUGAACGUGCGAAUUCUACAGCGAUUGUUUGUGCCCAUAUAUUCAAAUUCAUUCAAAUAUUUCCUUAACCUAAAUGAAAGAGUUAUUACGGCGAACACUUAUAAUUUUACGGCAAUUCGAAAUUAUGCCAAAGGCAAGGACAAAGGAAAGGAUAAGAAAGGUAAAGGAGGCAAGGUGGACAUCAACCCGCUUAUGAUGUCAGAAUUAGUUGCUGUUGACAAGCUUAAAGACAGAUGUAAAGGAGCUAUUGAAAAUAUGAAAGAGGACUUUACGAAAAACCUGUCACUCCGUUCUACGACCGGUUCCAUAGAGUCUCUGCCAGUAAAGUUCGAUGGUAAAGAAUAUGAGCUUCAGGAAUUGGCGCAGAUAGUAAGGAAAAAUCCUAAAACUAUAGUAAUAAAUUUUGCUUCGUUUCCUCAAGCCAUCCCCGACGCUCUGAAAGCCAUACAAUCAUCCGGUUUGAAUUUGAAUCCUCAACAAGAUGGUACAACAUUGUUUGUGCCAGUGCCGAAAGUGACUAAAGAGCACCGGGAGCAACUAGCCAAGAAUGCCAAAGCUCUGUUCAUAGAAUGUAGAGAUGCCAUCAAAGAUGUCCAAAAUGACUUUAUUAAAAAAGCCAAAAAGCAGACAGGAGUCUCUGAAGAUCUAGUUUUUAAUGUUACUAAGCAGAUAGCGGCAUUGUGUGACACUUUCCAUCUUGAAGCUAAAGGUAUCUAUGAUGUCAAGGUGAAAGAGCUACUUGGUGAAAAGUGAAGUGGUUCAAAUAAAUUUUAAUAGCCAUAUGUUUAACAGUUAAAUAAAUGAAAUUAUAGCAUUUAUCCUUGUAAAUAAAUAAUGUUUCUAAGGUA